Messenger RNA from Gorilla gorilla gorilla (western lowland gorilla), 5330 nucleotides. It is a transcript of the gene KCNK1, whose product is annotated as potassium two pore domain channel subfamily K member 1. Gene Ontology annotation, molecular function: outward rectifier potassium channel activity; potassium ion leak channel activity. The record is from RefSeq and is a predicted model, not a curated record. NCBI's taxonomy places the organism in Eukaryota, Metazoa, Chordata, Mammalia, Primates, Hominidae. Gene Ontology annotation, cellular component: plasma membrane. The coding region runs from base 1 to 1011 and encodes 336 amino acids. The transcript has 3 exons. Gene Ontology annotation, biological process: potassium ion transmembrane transport; stabilization of membrane potential.
AUGCUGCAGUCCCUGGCCGGCAGCUCGUGCGUGCGCCUGGUGGAGCGGCACCGCUCGGCCUGGUGCUUCGGCUUCCUGGUGCUGGGCUACCUGCUCUACCUGGUCUUCGGCGCAGUGGUCUUCUCCUCGGUGGAGCUGCCCUAUGAGGACCUGCUGCGCCAGGAGCUGCGCAAGCUGAAGCGACGCUUCUUGGAGGAGCACGAGUGCCUGUCUGAGCAGCAGCUGGAGCAGUUCCUGGGCCGGGUGCUGGAGGCCAGCAACUACGGCGUGUCGGUGCUCAGCAACGCCUCGGGCAACUGGAACUGGGACUUCACCUCCGCGCUCUUCUUCGCCAGCACCGUGCUCUCCACCACAGGUUAUGGCCACACCGUGCCCUUGUCAGAUGGGGGUAAGGCCUUCUGCAUCAUCUACUCCGUCAUUGGCAUUCCCUUUACCCUCCUGUUCCUGACGGCUGUGGUCCAGCGCAUCACCGUGCACGUCACCCGCAGGCCGGUCCUCUACUUCCACAUCCGCUGGGGCUUCUCCAAGCAGGUGGUGGCCAUCGUCCACGCCGUGCUCCUUGGGUUUGUCACAGUGUCCUGCUUCUUCUUCAUCCCGGCCGCUGUCUUCUCAGUCCUGGAGGAUGACUGGAACUUCCUGGAAUCCUUUUAUUUUUGUUUUAUUUCCCUGAGCACCAUUGGCCUGGGGGAUUAUGUGCCUGGGGAAGGCUACAAUCAAAAAUUCAGAGAACUCUAUAAGAUUGGGAUCACGUGUUACCUGCUACUUGGCCUUAUUGCCAUGUUGGUAGUUCUGGAAACCUUCUGUGAACUCCAUGAGCUGAAAAAAUUCAGAAAAAUGUUCUAUGUGAAGAAGGACAAGGACGAGGAUCAAGUGCACAUCAUAGAGCAUGACCAGCUGUCCUUCUCCUCGAUCACAGACCAGGCAGCUGGCAUGAAAGAGGACCAGAAGCAAAAUGAGCCUUUUGUGGCCACCCAGUCAUCUGCCUGCGUGGAUGGCCCUGCAAACCAUUGAGCGUAGGAUUUGUUGCAUUAUCCUAGAGCACCAGGGUCAGGGUGCAAGGAAGAGGCUUAAGUAUGUUCAUUUUUAUCAGAAUGCAAAAGCGAAAAUUAUGUCACUUUAAGAAAUAGCUACUGUUUGCAAUGUCUUAUUAAAAAACAACAAAAAAAGACAAAUGGAACAAAGAAGCUGUGACCCCAGCAGGAUGUCUAAUAUGUGAGGAAAUGAGAUGUCCACCUAAAAUUCAUAUGUGACAAAAUUAUCUAGACCUCACAUAGGAGGAGAAUACUUGAAGCAGUAUGCUGCUAUGGUUAGAAGCAGAUUUUAUACUUUUAACUGGAAACUUUGGGGUUUGCAUUUAAAUCAUUUAGCUGAUGGCUAAAUAGCAAAAUUUAUAUUUAGAAGCAAAAAAAAAAAGCAUAGAGAUGUGUUUUAUAAAUAGGUUUAUGUGUACUGGUUUGCAUGUACCCACCCAAAAUGAUUAUUUUUGUAGAAUCUAAGUUAAACUUACUAUUUAUAAUGCAUAGGUAACCAUUAACUAUGUACAUAUAAAGUAUAAAUAUGUUUAUAUUCUGUACAUAUGGUUUAGGUCACCAGAUCCCAGUGUAGGUCUUAAACCAAGACUAUAGAUAUUUUGUUUCUUUUGAUUUCUCUUUAUACUAAAGAAUCCAGAGUUGCUACAAUAAAAUAAGGGGAAUAAUAAACUUGAGAGUGAAUAACCAUAGUAUUCUGCUGCAAUAAAUGUUUCUACCCUCUUGCGAUAGAAUGGUGUCAGAUGUCUAACAUGUUUAUAAACAUUUUUUUGAAUUGAACAAGUUAUGAAAAGGAUUUAUUGAAAGGUUAAGAUACUUUGUUUUGAAAGUACAUUGUGAUUUGCAGCCACCUAGCACUAAAGCACAGAACUUAAACACAAAUCCCUAAAUGAACAGAUUAUGUUACAUUAAUCUGAGAAUUUUAAAUUUAGAAGCUAAAAUAAAUAAAAAUCACAGCUGGUUGUAAUCCUAUGCUUUCAUAUAUCAGAAGUGUGCCUCUAUGUAGAAUAUAUAUACAUAUGUGUGUGUAUAUACAUAUGUAUAUAUAUACUCCUUCAUAGAAAACAUAAAGGUCACAUUUAGAUGAUGUACGCAGGAUACUAUUAUAUUAAGGAUUUUAGAAAAGAAAAUGAGAAAGCCCCUGUGUGAUAAUGAAUGUCCACUGACCCCCGCAAUGGAGCCUUACCUCCCAUGGGUGGCUGCCCAGGAGCUGGUGGUUGAGGGGCUGGUAAAAAUCAGUGCAAAAUCAGCGCCCUCUGAUGAGCCAGCCAAGCACUUUGAUUAUGGGCCAGUCUCCUGACAGUGGGUCACUCGCUCAGUAACCUCCUACCUUCUGUACCAUGUGCUGCCAUGAGCAAAUUAUUACCAGCUGCAGGGCAAAGGGAAAGCGUCCCCUUACCCUUCGGAAGAUUUGCUGAAAAAUCAACUCACGAAAAGGCAGAUUAAUGAGAAAAGGCAUACACAUUUAUUAACCACCAUGCACACAGAAAGAAUUACAGAGUGAUUGUCCAAUAUCUCAAUGGGGGUUCACAUGCUUAAAUAUCUUGCUGAUUAGAGGACCGGGAGAUGGAAAAAUGUAGGUGAUUUUAGAGGGAUAGUAUAUGAUUUUUAAAGGCAUCCAAGUGUGCUGCCCUGUAAGCAUAUUUCGUCCCUGCUGACCAUGUCCCUGCAAUAGAAGACUGCUGUCAUGAGGCCAGAUCAUUGGUUAAGGGUAGAAUAGAGAAUCCUUGGAGAAUAGAGGCAUGCAUCCUGCCAUAACUGGAUCUGCGACAUUUCCGAUGGUCACAAGGCUUGGUGUGGAGCAGAGUCCUGAGAUGCUCAUCAAUAUAAAUCACAGAAGCUGGAUUACACUUGGAGAGUGUUAUUGUAUUUUAUGCAAUGCAGGAAAAAAUAAUGGCUAGUUUGCUACAGCUGCUUGGCUCUAACAUGAGAGGGAAGUUCAAAGUCCAGAAAAUGAGGAAGGACAUGAAGAAAAACUUCUGAAUCAGAUGUGAUUAAUAAGUAAUAGAGUGUAGUACUUAAUUUUAGGAACUCGUUUGAAUCCGCAGAGAACACAUUAAACCUUAAUGCCCUUCAAAUUGUUGUUGUUAAUGUGAAGGGCAAAGUAGAAAAGUAGGAGCAAGUUUUGCCUCGGCCCCCACCCUAGCAGGCAGGAAAGUAAGGGAGGAUGUCUUCCCCAGGGUUUCUUUUUGUCUUUGGCCGAUGAUGCUGCCCUUUGGUCCCCAGGGAGAAGCGAGCUUGGUCACCCAGGAGGAGCUCUGGGUCAGCCUCUCAGAGAACAGAAAUUCGGCUUGCUGCAGGCCUGACAAGGAGGUGGAAGAUGAGCAGUGUAGCUAAGCCAGAACUGACCUUGGGAACACUUUAGUUGGAGGCGAGAGAGUGGGAAGUUGGAGGUAAAAGUGACUACUAGAGAAUUCUGGGUGAUGAGUACAAGCUGAACUCACUUGCUUAGCUUGAGCCUUCAAGAUUGAGUUCCUAAGACGCCUGCGGAAUGCCCUCAGGGUAGAACAGCAGCAGAAAGCCUUAUCAUUCCAGGACAUGGUCCUGUGUGUGAACUUAAAUGUGACACGUGUCUGGUAGGGAUGUUGAUUUCAAAGUAGCAGAUACACUCCAUGUGAGGAGAGAACACAGAGUAUCUCAGAGUGGGAGUUCCUAAGCUCUCAGAAAUCCAAGGGAAGAGAGACCAAGGGGUGGGAGUAGUCUCUAAAUGAAUCAUGUAAAAGAUUCCCAGGACAGAUAAAGUUUAGCCCAGAUCACUCCAUUUAUGACACUGGUUUCUUUCUAUAGUAAUCAUGCCACCAAGAUAUUUUGAAAGUAUUUGUUCAAAAGUUGAAGAAGACAAGUGGGAGAAAAAAGAAACAUUUUCUGAAGACAGAAAUUUGGUCUGACUUCAAAAAAAAUCGAGUAAUGUUUAGAUUACUGACAUGGGGUCACUUUUUUUUUACCUGAGAAAAAAAUCACACUCAUACUUUCUCCAAACCAGCUUUAUGGGCCUUUUGGAAAAUGAACGAGGAGAUAUUUACAAAUCUGGAGACCUCAAGAUAACGGAAAUAGGCAAUGCAAAACCUUCUUAACUCUUUAAAGUACACUGACCUCUUACUAAAAACAGCUAUUUGUUUCAAAGAAGAAAAGUUUUAAAUUGGCAGAAGCACAUGUUGGAGAAUUAGAACAGUAUUAUCUGUCUCUUAUUCAGAAUUCAGUGAGAGCAGAGCCUCCUGAUUGUCUGGCAUAAUACAUUUAUUUUGGUAUUUGUUGUUGUUAAAGCCUCCAUGCUGGGAAGAGCUGUGAUAAAUACUGAUAUCCUCAAUUUAGGAAGGCAGUCCCUUCAGGAUGUAGUUUCAGCAAUGUAUAUAUGGCAAAUUUAGAAACAAAAGUUUCUUAGCAACUUAUAGUUGAAAUUGAAAUGAGACAGUAUACCAUUUACUUUAUUUGACUAUGCCAAGUAACUUUUUACAUCUGUCUCUGUAGCAUGUUUAAGAUUUUCCUAUUGUGACUUUUUUUUUUAUUUUGCAAGGGUUUUACAUUGUGGAAAUUUGGUGCAUCCAAACCUUUUGUGUGAGGCAAGAUGUAAAAUUGCUGAAGUCAAUUUUCCUAACAUCUCUCUUAUCUAAUAUGUACUGUCAGGCAAACUCAGCUUUUUGGAGUGCAGUAAAGGACCCAGAAGUAAAUAAAAAUGCUUUUUAAAGUAUUUUUCAUGCCCUGGUAGGAAAGCACAUUUAAAAAGAAGUAAGCCCUCUCUUUGCUUCACUCAUGGCAUACACAUACUUACUUUGCACACAGUUCUAACAAAAUUAUUACUCUGUUUUUCCAACCCACAGAAAAUAAAGGAGAGAGUUGUAUUAAAAGGCAAAUUUAAGACAAAUUAAUUCAACAGAGUUUAUUUGAAAUUAAAGGAUUCAUGAAUUGGACAGCAUUCAAAGCCUGAAGAGGUUCAGAGAAUUUCACUGUAGCAGCAAGAGGUGUGGGGUUUUAUAGGCUGAACAUGCAAGCAAAGCAAAGCAAUUGCUUGAUUGUCUACAGCUACGUAUUUGUCUUAAUUGAAUAUGAUCUACUGGAAAAUCCCUGGGCUUGUUGGUGGUUUCUGACUGGUAAAGGUUUUUUGUUUGUUUGUUUGUUUGUUUGUUUAACUGUUUAUGUUGAAUUGGGCUUGGCUGGAUUUGUUCACCUAGGAAACAAAGGGCUCUGGGGCCAUCUCAGCCUAAUGGCCUCUCAAUUAUUUUAACAAUUGCUACCCAAAUUUUGUGUCAACAUAAAUGACGUUACAAUUUUUGGUGAUACAAUUAAAGAAUUUAAAAGUCUCCA